This is a messenger RNA of Cryptomeria japonica (Japanese cedar), 3588 nucleotides long. Its product is annotated as pentatricopeptide repeat-containing protein At2g16880. Gene Ontology annotation, molecular function: protein binding. The record is from RefSeq and is a predicted model, not a curated record. Bases 280 to 2661 code for a protein of 793 amino acids. The transcript has 3 exons. Lineage: Eukaryota; Viridiplantae; Streptophyta; Pinopsida; Cupressales; Cupressaceae.
AAGAUUCUCAAGACUUGUCCUGUCAAAGAGCUAAAUUUCAGAUCACUUGAUUGUCCCGCCACCAAAAUUAAAAUUUGAAAAUUAAUGGACAACUCUUUUCAGUUUAUAAACAGGAGUUUCACCUCCAAAACAGAAAAAAACACUGGUAGGCAGGCAAUACAGAAAGAACGACACGAGGCACGCUAACAUUACCAAAAAUAUUCUGGUUUUGCUUUUUUGCACUGAUAUGAUUUCUAUUCGUCGGCACUGAGCAGACGAAAACCAUAUAUCUGGUUCCUCAUGAUUAUAUACAGGAAAAUAAGGACGAGAUUAAUAUCAAACACUUCAUUCCAUUUAUACUUCCAUUCGACUUCCACUGCUAAGAACGACGAGGAUGAAGAAGAAUUGAUAAACAGAACAGUGGAAAAACUGAAAACCCUGGACUUAAAUGCCUUACACGAAAUAGCCUCUUGUCAUCUCAACCCUUCCCAAGUGUCCAAAAUCAUUUUAAAAUGCAGCAGGUCGGACGUUCGAGUGGCGCUGUGGUUCUUCCGGUUGUGUGGCAAACUCGAAGGAUUCAGCCACACGGUCGAAUCCUACACUGCCCUAAUUCACAAGCUAACCCUUGCAGGGAUGUUCUUCGAUGCAAAAACCCUAAUACGGCAAUACAUUUUGGACAACAAGAGCAGGGACCCUUUACUACUCUACAACGACAAGCUUCUUCUAGAAAGUUUCAACCCUGCAAUGAUUGAUCUGCUUAUCAGAACCUACGCCGAAACCGGUAAGCUCUCAGAAGCAAUUCAUGUCUUUAAUCGCAUAAUUGCCUUAGGCAUAAAACCUAGGGUUUUAUCCUGCAAUGCCCUCAUUAAUGUCCUUGCUAAAUCCUCCCGCCCCGACGCUGCCUGGGAAAUUUAUUCCAGCAUGCUACGAACGGGAGCACGACCAGAUGCGCACACUCUUAAUAUGUUGAUCCAUGGAUUUUGCAUUCAGGGAAAGUUAAGACAAGCAAAUGAGGUUUUAGAUGAAAUGGAGGGCGAAAGAAAUCUGAGAGCUGAUGUGGUUACUUACAAUACUCUUCUUAAUGGUUACUGUAAAAGGGGAAUGAUGAAAGAGGCUAGGGCUUUUCUUCAAGAAAUGGUGGAGAGAGGGGUUUUGCCUAACCGUAGCACAUAUAAUACGGUUAUUAGCGGUUACUGUGGAAUUGGUAAAGUUGGGGAGGCAUUUGCUCUUCGUGAAUUGAUGGUAAGAAAUGAUGUUUUGCCGGACGUUGUGACUUAUAAUUUGCUUAUUGGUGGGCUCUGUAAGGUUGGGAGAGUGGACGAGGCUUUUUCUUUGAAGAAUGAGAUGGUGGAACGGGGAUUGCAGCCUGGGGUGCUGACUUACAACAGGCUUAUUCACGGGCUUUUUGGAGUAGGGAAGGGUUUUGAGGCAUUUAGACUGCAUGAUGAGAUGGUAAGUCAGGGGAUUAGGCCUAGUGAGGUUACGUACAAUACCUUGGUGAAUGGACUUUGCAAGGAGGGAAAGAUGGAGGAAGCAGAGAAACUCUUUAGGGAAAAGGUGGAAGGAGGCUUUUGUCCAACUGCUGUUGUGUAUAAUACUUUGAUUGAUGGAUAUUGUAAAGCUGGAAAUAUGGUGGGUGCUUUCAGAAUGCUGGACGAAAUGGCAGGAAAUGGUCUCUUGGGCGAUAAGUAUACUUAUAGUGUGAUCAUUGACUGGCUUUGUAAGGAAAAUAAGUUGGUUGAUGCAGAUGGUCUUUUUCGCAAGAUGUUGGCCAAAGGUUUUGUUCCCGAUGAGGUUGUUUAUUGUACACUUAUUGAUGGACACUGCAAGGCAAAUAAUAUUGAGGGGGCAUUGAAUCUCUGGAAUGAAAUGGUUGGGAAUGAAAUUUAUCCUAAUGAUGCAACUUACAAUGCUCUCAUCGAUGGACUUUGUAAACAGGACCAUACAGAAAGAGCAAGCUGUGCUUUGGAUGAAAUGAUUGGAAGAGGUUUGAUUCCUUGCUGUGCUGCUUUUAAUGCAGUGAUCCAUGCACAUUGUAAGGAUGGUAAUUUAGAGAAGGCUUUUGAGUUACAUAAUCAAAUGGUAGAGCAUUCCUUUGAGCCUGAUAGCAUUACAUAUAAUGUGCUCAUUAAUGGACUUUGCAAGAACAGAAAAGUGGAUAAGGCAGCAAAGCUCUUUUGCAUGUUGAUUGAUAAAGAUAGGCCUGUUGAUGGUGUUACUUAUAACACACUGAUAAAUGGGCACUGCAAAGAAGGUAAUAUAGAGGCUGCAUUGAAGCUUCUUGAUGAACUGGAGGCACGGGGUAUCAGGCCUGGUGUUGUAACUUACAAUUCUCUUUUCUCCGGAUUUUGUGAACAAGGCAAACUGCAAGAAGCAUAUGAACUUUUGUACAAAAUGGUCGAGAACAACAUCUCUCCUGAUAGUAUUACUUAUGAUACAUUUAUGAAAUGUCACUGUGAGGGGGGAGAACUUGAUGAGGCAUUGAAGCUGCACUUAAAAUUAUUAGCACAUGGUCUUAACCCCACUGUUGUAACAUAUAAUAUUCUUAUCAGUGCUCUCUGUCAGGAAGGCAGAAUGCAGGAAGCAAAUCAUCUUUUCAAGGAGAUGUUAGGAAGGGGUGUGCCCCCCAAUCGAAUGACCCAUAAUGCAUUGAUCAAUGGACUAUGCAAAGACCAGAAAUGAGGUUAGAUGAUUGAUUGAAAAGUUGUUCCCAUAAUGAUUUAUUGACAACUUCAAGAGUGUAUUCCAGGAAUGGCAGCAUGCAGACUGUUAAUGUUUCCCACUUCCCAAAUUCAUAAAAAAGAGAGAACAAUAGUUUUGAAGUGAGGAUGAAGAUCAUUGAACUCCUCAACUUAGACCAAGUGGCCAGCAGGAGUCAGCGACUCCAAAGAUUUUGAAAUUUACAACAUUUUAUCUGCAGAAGUUAGCUUGGGCCUUGGAAAACUCUCUUGCUGAAUGUUACUUUUGCAAAACGGAAGCUGAGAGGAUGUAUGGUUGAUCCGUUGCGAGGGUUUGGCUGGGAUGGUUUCUUUGUUAAAUGUUGCUGUUCUGGCACCAAGAUUGAUAACAAAAUACCCGGAACUCUAUGGCAUUUAAUGGUUUUGCAAUACAUGAGAGACAUUAGCCUAUUUCAAGAUGCAAGACAUCAACUAUCUAUUGUCCAAGCUUUAUACCUAGUGAGGCAAAGGGUUUUCAUGUUGUAGUUUAUUUGUAAGAUUUGUGCUUGUCAGUCUUGUCUGAUUCGUAAGUAUGGUGCUCAAUUAUUUUACAGUACAUGGGCAUAUUGUAAGAUGCAAGACAUCAAGUAUCUAUUGUCCUUGUAUAAAGAAAGCUUUAUAUCGAGGGGGACAAAGGGUUUUCAUAUUGGACAUUGCUGUCCAAUUGGAUACUUUCAAUACCGGCCCUCUCAUUGAACAUGAGGAGAAGGCAUUCCAUCACUUUGAGCAAUGUAUUGUAUAUUUGUAAAUUCAUUGGGUGGUUUGUUAAAAGCAUUAAGAACAAGCCUCAUUGUUUUCUAUGUUGUAUUUUGCAUCACACAACAUAGCACUAGGCACAAGACCGUCUAGCAAUAGAUUGCAUUUAAAAAAAUAAAUGUCCUUUUCAAGUUUC